AUGACAUCUUCAUUAUUUUCGACUGAUUUCAACGCUGCCGCGUUGUGCCCAAACGUCGACAAGGCCUGUCCAGUCUCUACUUCCCACAGGGUCGUCGCUAUUGCUGCGAAAACUGGACUUCAAGGAGAAAAUGACGGACUUGUGGAUAGAACUUUCGCCAUAAGAAGAGCGGAUGAUAACACGAAAAUUAGCGGUCGUGAAUGCCCGAAACUCGUCCUGGUAUCCUGCCGAAGAGAAGGGGAUCAACUCGUUGUCACUGGACCCGGAAUGGAACACGAGUUGCACGUUCCAGUGAAGAGCUCGGGAAAUGACACGAAACUUGAACUAUUUGGAACGUGGAUAGAUUGCCAAGAGGGAUCUGAAGAAGCUGCCAAGUGGUUUACUGAGUACUUGGGCCUGGAAGUCAAGCUUAGCAUCAAUGCAAACGGGCGUUUUCUCCGAGACAAUGAAAAGGAUUGGGCGCGCACGUGGCGCUUAGAAGGAGUUCCAGAGGAAGACCAUGAGACAGCUUUUGCUGAUGGAGCACCGAUUCUUAUGCUUAGUACGCAGAGCUUGGUGGAUAUCAAUUCAAGGAUUCAGCACAAGUCCUAUACCAUGAAGACCUUUAGACCAAACAUCAUCAUCUCGACAGAGAACGGAAAACCAUGGGAUGAAGAUGAAUGGUGUGGAAAGCUACAGAUCGGAGAAGCAAUACUGGCAGUUUCUAGCCCGUGUCCUAGGUGCAUCUUUACAACGAUCGAUCCUGAAACUGCGCAGAGAGACAAAGAGUUGGAGCCCCUCAAAUCACUUCGAAAAUUUCGCAUGUCAAAGGGAAAAGAUGCAAACUACGGCAUUGAUUCUCCUCUAGUUGGAGUCAACGUCGUUAUUAUCAAACAAGGAAAAAUUUUUGUCGGUGAUGAUAUCAUCCUACUCAACGAAUAA
Molecule: messenger RNA, 921 nt
Organism: Oikopleura dioica
Lineage: Eukaryota; Metazoa; Chordata; Appendicularia; Copelata; Oikopleuridae
Source: the annotation of a GenBank genome assembly